AUGCAUGUGCAUUAUAUUUUAGAUUCAAUGUUUUCCUGGUCUCUUUUCACGCACUUCAUUGAGCAGUUGGACACUGCCAUGUACGCCGAGGGCCGCCACAUCGUGGUGCUGCUCGACAACGCAAGCAGUCACACCCUGACAACCGAGGGCGCGGUGACCGAGGAUCUCUUUGGGUUCCGCACCCGUGCGCUCAAGAACGUGCGCCUGGUGUACCUGCCGCCUAACACCACCUGCUUCACGCAGCCCCUGGACCAGGGGAUGAUAGCCAUGACGAAGGCGCGGUACCGCCAGCAUUGGCUCCGCGCCUUCACCGGCAUGUGGACUGCAGACGGCGCGACUUCCGCGGCUGCGAGGUUCAAGCCGAACCUCCGUCUCGUGCUGGAGUGGCUCCAUGACGCGUGGAUGAACAUCCCGCGGAGCACUAUCCAGCGCUGCUGGUGCCGCACCGAGUGCCUACCGCGGGCGUGGGCGUUGGAACUCCCGCACGUGGAACGCCCCGCCGACCCUCAGGCCCAGGCAGGCGGUGACAUCGGCCUGGACGAGGACAUGCACGACGUCGGCAUCUUAAUCGAUCGCCUCUGCCUCGGGCCGUCCGCGAUGGCUGCGGCAGAGUUCGUCGGCAUAGAUGAGAACCAGCCGACUUGCGCCGAGCCGGGCGACGACCCCCUGGCGAUGGAGCCGGCUGCGGCGCACACGGCGCAUAUGUGGGAGGCGCCUGCGUCGAUGCAGGCGGUGUACGACGACAGCAACCCUGCGACGCGCGAAGCACGUCGCACGGCUCGCGCCGCCUGCGAGAUGCUUAUUGGGUACGCGCGUGCUACGUGCAUCACGCCGAGGGAUCUGUGCACGCUGUUUGACAUCCGCAACCCCCUCAUCAUCACGCGGAUGGAGCGCGCAAGCUCGGCUCUUAACCUUAACGCGACUCCGCCGCCCGUGAUGACACACGAGGACACUGUCGAACUUAUAUGCUAUAGUCUUUCUAGGCUGUAG
Molecule: messenger RNA, 990 nt
Organism: Closterium sp. Naga37s-1
Lineage: Eukaryota; Viridiplantae; Streptophyta; Zygnematophyceae; Desmidiales; Closteriaceae
Source: the annotation of a GenBank genome assembly